Molecule: messenger RNA, 2782 nt
Organism: Thunnus maccoyii (southern bluefin tuna)
Lineage: Eukaryota; Metazoa; Chordata; Actinopteri; Scombriformes; Scombridae
Gene: sh3yl1
Product: SH3 and SYLF domain containing 1
Exons: 10
Coding region: 496-1356 (286 amino acids)
Cellular component (GO): ruffle membrane
Molecular function (GO): protein binding; phosphatidylinositol binding
Source: RefSeq, a predicted model, not a curated record
UGCUGUCUGAGUGCUCUCAGGUGACCACGUUAAAGGUCCUCAUCUCACCUUUCAGCCCUUUAAGUAAACAGAAAAACUGCAGGAUGCACUCGCCAACCUCCAUCAUUAUAGGAAAACAUCAGUCACCACCAUGUUUCUGACUGUUCCUGUCUGAAAACUGAUUGUUUCAUCACUAAAGAAUGGAUGAGUGGUUCUUGAAACAGGAUUCCUAAGGUAGAAGAGCACUUGUGGACAACUAGAAAGCUUCAAUGAGGACUUGUAUGACAACGGAGGACUUGGAGGAAGAUUCAUAGGAGACUAUUGGAUGUGAAAAGGGCUUGUAGAGUGAGUAACCCCAUCCCGUCCAAUCUGAAGUCGGAGGCCAAGAAAGCCGCCAAGAUCCUGAGAGACUUCACCGAAAUCUCCAACAGGAACGGACCCGACAAACUCAUCCCCCCUCAUGUGAUAGCGAAGGCGGAGGGUCUGGCCAUCAUUUCCGUCAUCAAGGCCGGUUUCAUGAUCACAGCGAGAGGAGGCAGCGGCAUCGUCAUCGCCAGGCUGUCCGACAGACGUUGGUCGGCGCCUUCCGCCAUCGGCAUCGCCGGUCUGGGAGGAGGCUUUGAGAUCGGGGUGGAGGUGUCAGACCUGGUGAUCAUCCUGAACCAGCGGCGGGCCAUCGAGGCAUUCACAAAAGGCGGGAACCUGACGUUGGGCGGGAACUGCACGGUCGCCGUGGGACCUUUGGGCAGGAAUGUGGAGGCUGAUGUUGCUCUGCGCAGCACAGCGGCGGUCUUCACUUACUGCAGGUCCAGAGGUUUGUUUGCUGGUAUUUCUCUGGAGGGAUCCUACCUGAUCGAGCGAAAAGACACGAACCGCAAGUUCUACUCCCAGGACAUCCGAGCAUCUUCCAUUUUGAAUGGCGAUGUGGAGCCACCAUCAGAGUGCUACGACCUCUACCACAUCCUGGACGCCUACGCUGAGGCCUACACUGCCGACUGGACCAGCAAGAACAUGCCUGCAAAGUCGUCUCUUCCUCCAUCCAGACCUCCAGCUCCUCCUCAGCAGAAGGCAGCGACCAGCUUCCAGCAGCUACCAACCAACACUGGUGGAAGUACAGGAAGUAAAAACGCUCUCUACCCAAGCAUCUCCAUCUAUAAAUCUGCAACCUCAGGUGGACCAUCGAUGGGUGGGGCCAGUGGACAGCUAGUCGUCACGGCGACCCAUCCAUUCACAGGUCAGCAGCUGGGAGACCUGAGCUUCGCUCCCGGGGACCGCAUCACCGUCAUCACCAAGACCGAGUCCCAGUACGACUGGUGGGAGGGCCAACUGGACGACGGGCGAGUUGGGAUCUUCCCCGCUAACUUCGUCACAUACUGACUGUCGCCCCCCGGUGGUUCAGUUUCUACAGGCGCCAGGAGGGGUCAAGGGAGCGUUUGGAUAGUGCUUUAUUUUAGGGGUCUGUAAUUUCUUAAUCAUUUUCUAUAAAAUUUCCUCAAAAAAUAUAUGUAAUUUGGCACGAAUUUUAGAAAAUUUAAGGAAAAACAGUGUUGUCUGUGGACAAACUUCACAUUUUGAAUGUCUAGCUGACCUGCUGUACACUGAUGAAAAGACUUACUACAUUAAAUUUAGAAGUUAAUUAAUUAAUUUAAAAUGCACCAAUUGUACACUCUUUCCAAUUAUUAGCACCAAAAAAUCAUUCAUCCUAGGAAAUUUCUUGGAAAUAAUUUAAAAAUUACAGACCAGUUACAUUAAAUGUUUGCAUAUUUUGUUCUUUCAUGAUCGUGAAAUGAUUAGAAACAAAUGCAAAAAGAUUUUAUCUCAACAUAACAACACAAUUUAGUUGAGAAUUUGGAAAUUAUAAUUAAUGUGAAGUUGAAAAUAUAUAUUUUAAAAUAGUUACGUACACAUUGCUGUGUCCCUUUUUAAAAGGCUUCAGUUAAGCUCCAAUAAAACGUUUAUUAACUGGAAAAAAAAUUUUUUUUUCACACAGUUUUUGCGAUCAAACUGCCAACAAAUGGUGUUCGGUGCCUUAAAAUAUAUCACAAUUCAACAUUUAAAUUGAAAAGAUGAAGAAACUAAAAUGUUACUAAAUGUCACUUUUUGGCUCCAGAAAUCACUUGAAAGUUAAAAUAGUUUAGAGUUGUGUUCAGGGACCUAUGGAGCGUUGGAAAUCUUAGCACUUUGUUCAACUGGGUGACGUGUUUGUUGUUUAUGUUCACAGGUUAUUGUGGUGGUGACGGUGAAAGGGGUAUGACUAGAAUAUUUCACCCAAAUUAUAAUAAACAAACAUCAAUUUCCUUAAAACAUUUAAAAACUGAAGCAAAUGUACAACAGAAUAUAGACUUUUUUUUACUAGACUAAAUUAUAAUUAAGUUGAAAAUAAACACUUUUUAAACAACAUGAAGGCUUGAUAUUAAAAGGACAAUUAGAAUUAACUUGAAUUUUAGAAUAAAUAUAAUAAAAAACUAUAAGCAAAUUAAACUUUCAGGCAAAGAUUUAGUUGCUUUUGGAGGAAGCUCUUCACUGUGCGUUCAUAUAAAACAGUAUUUAAAGCUUCAGUUCUGGGAUCUGUUACUGUCUUUAAAAUGUCUCCUCAGCAGUAAACGGGGAUGAGGAUGGUGUUAUGUAUUUAUGGACACUUAAGAUUUAUCUGUGUUUAUAGUUUAUAUAUAAUAAUGAUGAUGAUGAUGAUGAUGAUAUUCUGUCAGUUUGGUUUGAUUUUAAAUAAUUAUUUGCUGUUUUUGGAUUGUUUUUACAUAUCAGAUACUGUAUGAGAAUCAUAAAUAAAUCUAAUUUAUACAGA